Messenger RNA from Oryza brachyantha (malo sina), 2567 nucleotides. RefSeq names its product glyoxysomal fatty acid beta-oxidation multifunctional protein MFP-a-like. NCBI's taxonomy places the organism in Eukaryota, Viridiplantae, Streptophyta, Magnoliopsida, Poales, Poaceae. The transcript has 18 exons. Gene Ontology annotation, molecular function: (3S)-3-hydroxyacyl-CoA dehydrogenase (NAD+) activity; NAD+ binding. The record is from RefSeq and is a predicted model, not a curated record. Gene Ontology annotation, cellular component: peroxisome. Bases 85 to 2241 code for a protein of 718 amino acids. Gene Ontology annotation, biological process: fatty acid beta-oxidation.
ACGCUGUCUUUUUCUCCUGAGAUCCCGGAGCGUCGGCGUCGCGUGCUGCUGUCUCCCGCGCCGCCGCAUUGGCCUGCUCCGGCGAUGGCGAGGGGCUCCACCUCCAUGGAGGUCCGCCGCGACGGCGUCGCCGUCAUCACCGUCUCCAACCCGCCCGUCAACGCGCUCUCCCUCGACGUCAUAGCCAGCUUGCAGAGAGAUUACGAGGAAGCUCUAAGGAGGAGUGAUGUCAAGGCAAUUGUUCUCACUGGCGCCAAAGGGAGGUUUUGUGGAGGCUUUGAUAUAAACGCAUUCGACAAAAAGCCAAAAAAUGAGAAGCCUGGAUUGCUAUCUAUUGAUUUUUUAACCGACGUAGUAGAAGAUGCCCAGAAACCAUCGGUGGCUGCUAUAGAUGGCAUUGCUCUAGGUGGCGGCUUAGAGGUUGCCAUGAUUUGCCAUGCUCGUAUUUCUACAUCUUCGGCUCAAUUAGGAUUACCUGAACUUCAACUGGGCAUCAUUCCUGGACUGGGAGGAACACAGCGACUGCCCCGCCUUGUCGGCCUGUCAAAAGCUCUUGAGAUGAUGUUGUUAUCUAAGCCUGUAAAAGGAGUGGAGGCACACAGAUUUGGUUUAGUUGAUGCUGUAGUUUCAGCUAAUGAGUUGAUCAGCACGGCCUGUUCCUGGGCUCUAGAAAUUGUUGAAGGCAAACGACCAUGGUUCAGGAGUCUCCAUAGAACCGAUAGGUUUCCAGCUCUUGAGGAAAUGAAGAAUAUUCUGAAUUUUGCAAGAGUUCAGGCCCAAAAGAAAUCUGCUAAUAUUCAACAUCCCUUAGUUUGCAUUGAUGUUAUUGAAGAGGGCAUUGUUUCUGGCCCUCGAGCUGGCCUCAUGAAGGAAACACUUUGUGGAAAAAUGCUUGAGAUGUCUCAAACAAGCAAAAGCUUAAGGCAUGUCUUUUUUGCGCAACGUGCAACUUCAAAGAUUUCAUAUAUCAGCAACUUGGGGUUGAUGCCACGGAGAAUACACAAGGUAGCUAUUGUUGGGGGAGGUCUAAUGGGAUCUGGAAUUGCAACAGCAUUGAUAUCAAACAACUUCCUGGUAAUCUUGAAAGAAGUCAACAAGCAGUUCUUAGAUGCCGGUGUUAGCAGAGUUAAAGAUAAUUUGUGGAGUUUUGUCAAAAAGGGGCAAAUGACAAAAGAAGAUUAUGAAAAGAAACUUUCUUUACUAUCUGGUGUUCUUGACUAUGAACAAUUUAGAGACGCAGAUCUGGUCAUUGAGGCAGUUAUUGAGGAUAUAUCUCUAAAGCAGAAAAUAUUUUCUGACCUUGAAAGAUACUGCCAUUCUAAUUGCAUAUUUUCCACAAAUACUUCAACAAUAGACCUUCAGUUAAUUGGCCAAAAGGCAUCUUGCCAGGAUCGAAUUGCUGGUGCACAUUUCUUCAGCCCAGCCCAUGUAAUGCCACUGUUGGAAAUAAUCCGUACUGAUCGAACUUCCUCACAAGUUAUUAUUGACUUGCUAGAUGUGGCAAAAAAGAUACGAAAAACACCAAUAGUUGUUGGGAACUGCACUGGCUUUGCUGUGAAUCGGAUGUUCUUUCCUUUCACACGGGUGGCUUGUUUGCUUGUUGAUUAUGGUCUGGAUGUCUACCAUGUAGACGAUGUGAUUACAAAGUUUGGAAUGCCAAUGGGGCCUUUUCGAUUAGCUGAUCUUGUUGGUUUUGGAGUUGCUGUGGCCUCCAGAAAGCAAUAUCUCCAAAGUUAUCCUGAGCGAUGUUAUAAGUCGGUGCUUAUUAAAAUUAUGCUCGAGGAAAACAGGACAGGUGAAUCCUCGCGCAGGGGAUUUUAUCUUUAUGAUGAUAAGAGAAAGGCUUCUCCAGAUCCUGAAAUCAAUAAGUAUGUUGAAAAAUCAAGAAGCAUGGCUAGUAUUUCACAAGAUCCUAAGCUGCUGAAAUUAACAGACGAUGACAUCGUGGAGAUGAUGUUCUUCCCCGUGGUGAAUGAGGCCUGUCGACUGCUUGAUGAGGGAGUUGCUAUGAAAGCAUCUGAUCUUGAUGUGGCAUCCAUUAUGGGGAGGGGCUUCCCUUCCUAUAGGGGUGGAGUGAUGUUCUGGGCCGAUUCACUUGGCACGAAAUAUAUUUACAACAGACUGAAUGCUUGGUCGAAGGAUUACGGGGGGAUCUUUGAACCCUGUGAAUAUUUAGCAGCGAGAGCUCGUCAGGGUUCGUCUUUGGCUGCCAUGGUUGAUGGUGCAAGGUCACGGCUCUAGAGCUCAUGUAUCCAUUCUGUGGCAUGUGCUAUUGCUAUGUGACUCCCCUUGAGGAGAGGCGUGAUGUUAUCUCCCGUUCCCCCACCCCUUGUAUGUUCGCAACUCAUAAUUAGCACAUCCGGUCCCUAACUUAUAAAUAAGUGGUAAAUCUGGGUUACUAUUUUGAAAAUAGGAAGGACCACGUAUAUGACAGCGUCUAGAGUGGUGACUGUUUAGGUUUUUCAUGGAAAAAAAAUCAAAUGACAUAAUUGUAAAUGAAAAGUAAUUUAGGAAUAAAACUUUUAUAUACGUGGAGCAUGAUUAUCGUGGUUUUGGAUGGUUUCUCA